Aspergillus versicolor CBS 583.65 is the source of this 1176-nucleotide messenger RNA. RefSeq lists its product as uncharacterized. NCBI's taxonomy places the organism in Eukaryota, Fungi, Ascomycota, Eurotiomycetes, Eurotiales, Aspergillaceae. Gene Ontology annotation, molecular function: acetyl-CoA C-acetyltransferase activity. Gene Ontology annotation, biological process: fatty acid beta-oxidation. The transcript is spliced from 5 exons. The record is from RefSeq and is a predicted model, not a curated record. Bases 1 to 1176 code for a protein of 391 amino acids.
AUGCCGCAGCUGGAGGAGGUCUACAUUGUCUCGGCCGCCCGAACCCCCCAGGGCGCCUUCCGCGGUUCCUUGCGCGGCCUCUCUGCGAUUCAGCUGGGUUCGUGUGCAAUCAAGGGCACAAUCGAUCGUGCAGAGGGCAUUGACCCGAGCGCGGUGGAGGAAGUGUUUAUGGGAAAUGUUCUCUCUGCUGGUCUCGGCCAGAACCCAGCCCGACAAUGCGCCCUCGCCGCUGGCCUCCCCAACACCACCGUCUGCACCACCGUCAACAAGGUCUGCUCUUCGGGAAUGAAGGCAAUUACGCUGGCAGCCCAGACGAUUACCUCUGGCCAGGCAGACAUCGUCGUCGCCGGGGGCAUGGAGUCCAUGUCGAACGCGCCUCUGUACAUCCCCCCGAACGCAGGCCGGCAACAGGCGCUGAACGGGCUGCUCGUCGACGGACUGACUGAUGCGUACGGCAAGAGGCAUCACAUGGGGGUCAAGGCUGAAAUCUGCGCGUCGACCCAUCGCAUCCCGCGGGUCUUGCAGGACGAAUACAGUGUGGAGAGCUACGAGAAGGCGCAGACUGCACAACAACAGGGCUGGUUCAGCGAGGAGAUUGCGCCUGUUACCCUGGAUGACCAGCAGGUGGUGGACCAGGAUGAGCUUCCCGGCAAGCUCGAUCGAGAGAGGCUGCCGACCGUAAAGCCCGCAUUCCUCCCCAGCGGGGGAACCGUGACGGCGGCGAACUCGUCUCCUCUCAGCGACGGCGCCUCUGCGGUGCUUCUGAUGUCUGGGACGAGGCUGCGCGAGCUCUUGAUCCAACCGCUGGCCCGUCUGCGAGGCUGGGCCGACGCCGCCACCGACCCUUCCCAGUUUCCCACGGCGCCUGCACUCGCUAUCCCCAAGGCUCUCCGUCGGGCGAGCGCGACGCUGGAGGAGAUGGAUGGAAUCGAGAUCAACGAAGCGUUUGCGGUUGCGACCCUUGCGAACAUCCAGGUCCUGGGGAUCGACCGCGCCAAAGUCAACCAGCACGGGGGCGCGGUCGCUCUGGGCCAUCCGCUGGGUGCGUCGGGCAGUCGCAUUGUGGUGACGCUGCUGUCGGCGAUGAAGAGGAAAGGGGGCAAGCUGGGCUGUGCUGCGGUGUGCAACGGAGGAGGAGGCGCGAGCGCACUGGUCGUGGAGAUCAGCCAAAUGUAG